Molecule: messenger RNA, 3664 nt
Organism: Xiphias gladius (swordfish)
Lineage: Eukaryota; Metazoa; Chordata; Actinopteri; Istiophoriformes; Xiphiidae
Gene: zbtb42
Product: zinc finger and BTB domain containing 42
Exons: 3
Coding region: 191-1804 (537 amino acids)
Biological process (GO): regulation of transcription by RNA polymerase II
Cellular component (GO): nucleus
Molecular function (GO): protein binding; RNA polymerase II cis-regulatory region sequence-specific DNA binding; DNA-binding transcription factor activity, RNA polymerase II-specific
Source: RefSeq, a predicted model, not a curated record
GGACUGAAGCUCAAGAAACGACAAGGAGAAGCGAACAUCUGGCCGCACAUCAUGAAAGGCUACCGGGGCUUUUAGGAAAAAGAGACGACGAAGUGGGCGGAAGUAAAUGAGCGCAAGGAGUAGGCAGACCAUCGACGGAACCCGAAUAUUUUGGAUCCUUUGGACAGUGGAUCCGUUUACACCGUGAUACAUGGGUUAUGAAGGAAGAAUGGAGUUCCCAGACCAUAGCCGCCAGUUGCUGCAGUGUCUGAGUCAGCAGCGUCACCAAGGUUUCCUCUGUGAUUGCACUGUUCUCGUCGGGGAGGCUCGAUUCAAAGCGCACAGAGCCGUGCUGGCCUCCUGCAGCAUGUACUUCCAUCUCUUCUACAGGGACCAGCUAGACAAAAGGGACGUUGUGCAUCUCAACAGUGACAUUGUGACAGCCCCUGCUUUCAGUCUGCUCCUUGAAUUUAUGUAUGAGGGGAAGUUGGAAUUCAGCACUCUGCCGGUGGAGGAUGUCCUGGCAGCAGCCAGUUACCUCCACAUGUACGAUAUCGUGAAAGUGUGUAAAGGCAGGCUUAAGGACAAGGAACUCUCCUCCCUGGACGAAAAGAUGGGUGAGGGUUUGGGACUCGGCUGUCUGGACAGGGAAAAUUCCUCAGAUGGCGAGCUGCACAGUAAGCAGCUCAUCCAGCGACAGCCCCAGACACAGUCUCAGGGGCUUCACAGGGCCCCCCCGGCGGAAGAGUUUGACAUGGACAACAGCGAAGUCAGGCUGGCUGUCACAGAUUGUGAUAGGUCUACACAGAGCAGGCAGAAGGCAAACGGUCACUCUGGCAGGUCCCCGGACCUUGUAAGUGUCAAUUAUGUGUCAGCAGAGGCCGAGCCCUGCGUCCAAACAGCUGGAAAAACAAAAGCUGAUGUCAGUAGUUCCACCGUAUCGCUGUCCCAGAGGUCCCGGGCUUCAGAUGACAUGGACUGUGCACUGGAUUUGUCUUUCAAGCCUCUGUCUAGCAGAGAUCCCUUACACCCCUCCUACGUCUCGGGACAGCUGGCCCUCGACAGCCAGCAGCAGGGCAUUGAGCCACUUGUUAAAGACGAACACGACUUGCUGUCAGAGCAGGAGGACAGUGAGCCGACGAGCCCUAAGAGCCAGCGCUUUGGGAAUAGUGCCAGGAGCUCAGUGGUGACAGGGUUCGCUGCCCUCUUCCCAGGCAACAACGGCUCCACAGCCGCCCUGCUCUCCCAGGAGGAGGACCUGAUGGACGAGGAGGGGGAGGCCUGCAGAGGGAGGGAGGGCGCCCCAGGCAGGGAGUUAGAGGAGAGGAGGGGUAGGCUGCUGGGGGACAGCGAGGAGGAGGAGGAGGACGACUUGGCCUCUUCAGACAUCUCCACCUCCAGCGGCGUGCUCCUGCCCCCGGGGCAACAGGUGUGUGUGUGCCCCCUCUGCAGUAAAGUCUUCCCCAGCCCCCAUGUGCUGCAACUGCACCUCAGCUCACACUUCCGUGAGAAGGAAGGCGCUCGCUCCAAGUUGUCCCCUGAUGGCUCGGUCCCCACCUGCUUGCAGUGCAACAAGACCUUCUCCUGCAUGUAUACCCUUAAGCGGCAUGAGCGCACACACUCUGGCGAGAAGCCAUACACCUGUGGCCAGUGUGGCAAGAGCUUCCAGUACUCCCAUAACUUGAGUCGGCACGCUGUAGUUCACACACGUGAGAAGCCUCACGCUUGUAAGUGGUGUGAACGACGCUUCACCCAGUCCGGGGACCUCUACCGCCACAUCAGGAAGUUUCACUGUGGCCUUGUCAAGACUCUCGCCAUUGGAUAAAACACCUCUCACCAGUGCCAUGACACAAGACAGAAUGUCUUUUCAUACACUGACUACCAUCACUGAACAAUUUUCACGUUAGUAUACACUUGUCGGCAGUUUGUCUGAGACAUAUCUUUUGGAUUCUACCCCAUGUGGCAUUUCUCAAGUUAAAGAUGUAGCAACUUUAAGACUGGAUCUUUUUUUUUCUGUGCUGGACUGUGUCAGAGGCAGACAGUUGAAGGUGCACAGGCUGUUAAGAUUAACAUGGGUGCUGUGAAACUCGAGCUGGAUCUGUGUGGACAAAGGUGAACAAAUCAGAUGAUGCACUUGUUUGUUUCUGUCCCGUUUGUCUCAAUCUGUUGAGUAUAUUUGCUGAAAGAAAAAGCAUCCUAUGUUCAUACCCUCUGGGUAAAUGGGUGAUGGCUAAUGCUAACAUAUGUUAAUACAAUCGUCAGAGUAGGUGAGACUUUGUGCACAUGGGAAAUCAGAACCGUCCGUGAGUAGCAAUAUAUGAUUUUUAUUUUAACUCCUACAUUAUUAUUAUUAUUAUUUAUUAAUUGGGAUUUGUUUAGUCCUUAACAAGUAAACUAUCACAAGGCAGCAAAACUAAUGAAGUCUGACUACUGGAAGUAUGAUUUUUUUUUUUUUUUUUCACUGAUGUAGAAUUUUUGUUUGGUUGAAAUGAAGAUGGUUACAGUUUUCUGUUGUUUAUAACCAGAGGCAAGCAGAACCUUAUAUCAUCGUAUUUCUUUUUUGCCUCGGGGAGAGUUACCAGCUCUCUAGUUGCUAAUGUGAGGGAGCACAUAUCGAUGAAACGGCCUUCUAAUUGCUACGUAAAAAGAAGUUGUCUAAUCAAAGGAGGGAUGGAAAGUAGUUCAAAUCUAAUGCUUCUAACACUGGAGCCUACUGCAGUUCUCAACGCUUCACCUAGUGUACUUAUAAAAACAGGAAUGAGAUAUAGUGCCAUGCCGCCUUCUCAAAUUCAGUGACUUUUCAGGCCUUUUGAAAAUCUGGAUUACACUCGACAUACCAGGUGGUAACAAAGGUAAUUGUCUACUCUGGAAUGCAAACCGAUCCACGAGUGUCCUUAAUGAAAUCAUUUACGAGAAUGUAAUAAAAGUAUGUAAAUCAAGCUCUUGUCAGUUAAAUGUUUAUUGACUCGUUUGGGUUAAAAGCAAAUAGUUGCUAGUCAAUUACCUUGUUAUUUCCUGGUAUGGCACAAAGAGCACACUGACACGGUGUUUAAGGCAAACCCUCAGCAGGCAGGGAGGGGGAAGAGGGAGACCGGUGGAUGCUCAGUGCUAUGACGGUGACUGCUGUUAGCGCUGUGUGUUCAUCCAAAGCUGUGCCAUUCAGCUGAAUCUACUGACUUUUCUUUCUUUGAAUUAACCUUUUCAGAUUUUAUUAUAUCUUCUUACUGUAUAUGUGUAAGUUACUACUGAUGAAGCUGGAGCCUUUAGUGGUGCUGUCCUUGAAAGAAUCUAUGGGCAGGAAAUGGAUUUCUUCUGUCUGUUCACAUAGAUGCUAUAUGAAUUCUUAGCAGGGGGCGUAGCACUAAAAGUUCAUGAUAUUUGUCUAAUCUGUCCUGAGAAGACUUGAUCAGAAUUUAUUUAUUAGUUUGACUUGGUUCAGGGUUUACUGUAGGUGUAGUUCUUAUUUCUAUAAGCUUGAGAGACAUUGCGUCUUGCCUAGCGAUUUUUGGUACUCAUUAACUGGUAUUGGGGCUGUCUGUUCAUUUUCUCUGUGCAAAUCAAGUUACUGUAAUUGUAUUUUAAUAUACCGUGUAGAAACCUCCUACGGAGUAUUCAAGAUUUGUCACAUGGAACAUAGAGAAGCACUUGUUUUUAGCAUGCAUAUAGUUUCAACACUAUUGUCUAG